AUGACAAAACCAGAGGCGCCUCCACUUCUGUCAACUCCCGCCACUCAUAUCUUUGAGAAGCAGCCGGCGGUGUCUGUCGAAAAUUCAAGUUUAAGGCUCUCGGAUGAGCAGCUUUAUGUUAUAUACGAAAUAGAGCGGACAGUGGCUGAGAUUAGAAAAGAAAAUUUCUCCCGAGUAGCUUUGCAGUUUCCGGAUAUCAUGCUGCCAGAUGCACCAAGAGUCUUCGAGGCAUUGAGCAAAGGCCUGGAUCCUACAACGUCAUCUUCAGAUCAGCAAAGAACUCAAUCAUUUGACUCACAGCGGCUGGUUGACGGUGUGGAGAAGCUGAGCAUGACGUCCGAAAAGCUACCUGCGGUGAGACUAUAUAUACUUGCUGAUACUUCCUACGGAGCUUGCUGUGUCGAUGAGAUCGCGGCUGAGCACAUAAGCGCUGAUGCUGUUGUACAUUAUGGCCGAGCUUGUUUGUCACCUACUGCCAGGAUACCAGUCAUCCAUAUCUUUACCGUUCAGCAGCUCCAAGACCAAUCCAGCCUUCUUGAGGAUUUCGAGGACUUCUAUGUCGACCGCCGAGCGAAGGUCAUUCUUACGGCAGACGUGACAUAUCAAGAUCACCUAGAGAGAAUAGCAGCAGUCUUGCAAUCUCGCGGAUAUAGCAACCUUUACAUGACAAAUAUAAUGCAUGAUCCUUCUUCGCCUUUACCAAAUCGCACCAUUCCAAACGAAGUAAAGGCUGAUCCUUCCAAGCUCAAAGAUUGGCAGCUCUUUCACAUUUCCGAUCCGCCAGAAUCACUUUUGCUUACUCUAGCUUCCCGUUUGGCUAGCAUCCGUAUCUAUCCUACCUCUAGGAUAGAUGACGAGCGCAAUCGCGAACCGUUCUUGGCAUCAACAAGUCGGGCGCUGAAUAGAAGAUACGCUCUGUUGACAUCUGUUAGCACUGCCUCUAUUUUUGGAAUCCUGAUCAAUACCCUAAGCGUAAGGAACUACAUGCACAUUGUUGAGCACGUCAAGUCCCAAAUACAGGCCGCAGGCAAGAAAAGCUACACCUUUGUAGUCGGCAAAGUGAACGCAGCAAAGGUAGCUAACUUCAGUGAGAUCGGCGCGUGGGUUGUUAUUGGGUGUUGGGAGAGCUCUUUGAUUGAUAGCAAAGAUUUCUGGAAGCCCGUCUUGACGCCAUUUGAGCUGGAGCUGGCAUUGAAGGGAGAUAGUGAGCGAGUCUGGACUGGAGAGUGGAGCAGUGAUUUUCAGAGCAUACUGCAAGAGUCGACUCAGCCUGAAGAUGAUACUGCGAGGGGCAAUGGAUUCAAGACAGAUGGCGAGAGUGAUGACAGGAAUGGUAGUGAGCUUGACUCAGAAGAGGAGUCGGCGCCGCCAGACUAUGAUCUACGGACUGGACGUUAUGUUUCUCAUACAAGGCCCAUGCGGACGUCUCAUUUGAAUGCAUCUACUGGCAAGAAUCCGCCCAGCGAUUCCCUCGUCAGGCGGGCCAAAGGUGACCUGGCUGUUGUCGGCGGCGAGGCUUCUCCUGGGGCCGAGUAUCUGAAAUCGAAGAGGAUAUGGAAGGGGCUUGGAAGUGACUUCGAGAUUGCAUAUGAAGAUGCAGGAGCCGCCAUAGAGCGAGGCAGAAGUGGCAUUGCAAGAGGCUAUACUCACGAUCGGAAGGAUUCAAGAAUCUGA
Letharia columbiana is the source of this 1674-nucleotide messenger RNA. RefSeq lists its product as uncharacterized. The record is from RefSeq and is a predicted model, not a curated record. Gene Ontology annotation, molecular function: 2-(3-amino-3-carboxypropyl)histidine synthase activity. Gene Ontology annotation, biological process: protein histidyl modification to diphthamide. Bases 1 to 1674 code for a protein of 557 amino acids. NCBI's taxonomy places the organism in Eukaryota, Fungi, Ascomycota, Lecanoromycetes, Lecanorales, Parmeliaceae. The transcript has a single exon.